Plasmodium gaboni is the source of this 9696-nucleotide messenger RNA. RefSeq names its product putative protein transport protein SEC7. The record is from RefSeq and is a predicted model, not a curated record. Bases 1 to 9696 code for a protein of 3231 amino acids. Gene Ontology annotation, biological process: regulation of ARF protein signal transduction. The transcript has a single exon. Gene Ontology annotation, molecular function: guanyl-nucleotide exchange factor activity. Lineage: Eukaryota; Apicomplexa; Aconoidasida; Haemosporida; Plasmodiidae.
AUGGAAUACAAAUAUUAUGAUAAGAAGAUGGAGAAAUGCAUAAGUUUUAAUGAAGCUUAUGAUUUAAAUAAUGAUGAAAAGAAGGUUGGUACGAGUUGUGAAGAUUUUCUUAUGAAUAGUUCAUCAUAUAUGAAUGAUGAUUAUUUGAAGUUAAAUAUAUUUACUAUUAUAAAGAAUGAAAUAAUAAAUGUAUUGUCAGUUAUAAAAAAGCAUGAAUAUAACAAAAAUUUAGAUUCAAGUAUUGUAGACGCUUUAUUUAUUUUAUAUAAUAAUAUAAACAAUUUAAAUAAUAAUUUAAAGGAAGAAAUAGAAAUACAUGAUUUUAAUAAUAAGUUAGAUAUAUAUCAUAUUGCUCCAUUUUUAAAUAUCAUAAGAAAUAAUAAUAUCUUUUAUAAAAUUAAGUUAAGUGCAUUACAAUCGUUAGAUCAUAUAUUAAAAUAUAAUAGUAGUUAUUUUAAUGAUAAAUAUUCUAAUGAACAUUUAAAUCGAAAACAAAUAUCUUAUUUAUGUGAUGAUUAUGAUAAUGAAGUAAGAAGUAAUACUAGUGAUCAUAUAUGUAAAAGAGAUAUUAUAAAUGAAUCUAUAGAAAAACAUUGGACUAAAGAUUUUGAUGAUAAACAUGAUGGACCAUUAACAAAAAUGUUAAAUGAAAAAGUUCCAAAGAAAAAAAAAUAUCAUUUCUUUUCAAAGAAUUAUAAGUUACAUAAAAAAUAUCAUUUGGAAAAAGAAGAAGCAGAAGAAAAUUUUACGUGUGUAAUAAACAAAGGAAAUAAUAUUAUUAAUAUUAGUAUAGAAACAUUAUUGAAUGCACCAAUAAAUUAUCAUAAUAUGAAUUAUGAAGAAAUUAUUUUAUAUGAUACUAUGAUAUUAUUUAAUAAUAUAUUAAUGAAUUCUAUAAAAGUUGUAGACAAGAAUAAUAUUAUAAAAAUAAUAUGUUAUAUUUUUAAAAUAUACAAAAGUACGAAAUAUUCUUUAUUAUUUAAAGGAAAUUGUGAAUCAAUAUUAAUUAAUAUUUUUCAUGUGGUUAUGAAAAGUUAUGUAAAUAAUAUAGAUGAUGAUUUUAUUCAUGAUAUAUUAACUAUCAUUUUAAUAUUAAUAAAUAAUAAUAAAAAUAAGUUUGUAUUAGAUUUAUUAAAUAAAAAGGAUUUUAUUAAUUUAUAUAAUGAAUUAUUUGAAAAUGAAAUGUCUCAUGAAAAUUUAGAAAAUAUUAACAUAUUAUCAUUUAGUUUAUUAAAUAUAUUAAUAGAAGUAUAUGGAUAUUCAUUAAUAAAUAAAAAUUUUGAUUCUAUAUCAAAUAUAAUCAGAUGUCUAUUUAUACAUAUAACAUCAUCAUCUUAUGUACUUAUAUGUAAAGCAUUAAGAUCAUAUAUAAAUAUUUUCAUUUUAUAUAAAAAGCACUUUUUUAUAUACAAUGAAAUAUUUAUUAAUAUAUUAUUAAAUACAUUAAAAAAAGGUUCAUCCAAAAAUAUAACUGAAACGGCACUAUUAACCUUGUCACAUUUUUGUCUAGAAAAUGUAUUAUUCGAAAUAUAUUAUAAUUAUGAUGUUAAUUUAUAUGCCUCAGAUUUAUUACAGAAUUUUAUAAAAUCUAUAUUAGAAUUAUGUGUUAAUUUUGUUCAUAAUACAACAAUAAUAAAUGAGGUGAUAUUCAAAAUGAUAAAAAAUAUUUUGUAUAUAUUAGUACCUUAUGCUAAUCACACCAAACCAAAAAAAAAUAAUGAUCAUCAUAAUCAUAAUAUUAGUCAUCAUAAUCAUUUGAAUAGUCUACAUUUACAUAGUAAUGACAGCUAUUAUAAUCAUAUUUCUAUUCAUGACAUGACUCACAAUACACAUGAUUGUGGUUAUAUAAACCAAUUAAUAAUUGAGUUUAAAAAUGAUAUUUAUUCGGAUACUUAUAAUAAAGUUUUUGGAUCAAGGAAAAGAAAAAGGGGAAGAAAAAGAACGUCUAUAAUUCAUGAAUUUAAUAUUAAAGAUAAGGAUAAAGAAGAUGAACACGAUAACGAAAAUAAAGAUGAAGAUCACAAUAAGAAACAUAGUAUUAAUAAUAAUAAUAAUAAUAAUAAUAGUGGUAAUUAUUAUGAUAAUGAAGGAAAUUUAAAUCAACAUAUUAUUGAUAAUCGUAGACGAACAAGUUUAUCGAAAAAAGAAGCUAUUAAUGAAUUCAUUGAUCGUUAUAAUGAUAAUAAGAAUGAAUUGAAAAAAAAAAAACAUAAUUUAAAUGAAUUAUAUUCCUUAAAUUUCUUAUCAUCAUCAACUAAAGAUAAUAGAUUUGUUACUUUUUGUGCACUCUUAUUAUUUGAACAUUUCAGAGAAUAUGUUAAAGUAAAAUAUAUUAAAAAAAAGAAACAUAUCAUGAGAAAGAAAAAAAGAAGAAAGGAAAUAUUAAAAAAAUCAGCAACUAUAUUUAAUACACUUAAGGGUAAAGCUGUUGAUGAAUUAAUUAAAAUGAGAAUUAUACAAACACAAGAAACAUUUAAUAAUAUUGAUUCUAAUUAUGCUAUCAUCGAUUCAGAAGCUAUGCACAAAGAUGAUGAUAUAAUUGAAUACUCAAGUUCAUUAUAUGAAAAUAGAUCAUUUCUUACUAGUGAAAAUGGUUUUGAAAAAGGUUCGAGUAUUAAGAGUAAUUCUUUUAAUCCUAAUACACAUGAUAAUAAAACACAAAUGAAUAAUAGUAACAUUGAUAUGAACUUAUCUCAUAACAGUUAUAAUCCUGAUGAAGUUGAAAAUAAUAGAAGCUUAAUCAACAAUCAUAGUCAUUUUACUACUGAAGAAUCAUGUGACGAAAGGAAUGAAAAUGAAAAGGACAUAAAAAAGAAGAAACAUAUAAAAGGACAUACUUCUCAAAAAGAACGAGAAAUUGCCAUAAAUGAUGAAGACAAAGUAGAAGAAAAUAAUAAUAAUAAUAAUAAUAAUGAUGGUAAUGAUGUGCAAGUAAUAAAACAAGAAAAUAAAAUGUUAAAUGGUAUUGUUGAUGAAAAUACAUCAAGAAAUGAUAAAAAAAAAAAAAAAAAAAAUAGUUCUAAUAUACAUAUUAAUGUAUCUGAUGAUCAUUCAGUAUUAAAUAAUAACUCCAAAAGUUCUAUUGGUCAUUAUGAGAAAAAUGAUGAAGGCAAAAAAACAGACAAAAAUGAUAAUACAGAAAAUAAUAUUAUUAAUAAUAAUAAUAUUGAUGAUGAUGAAAAUAUUAACAAUAACUACACAAAUGAAGAAAUAUCUAAAAAGGAAAGUGAUUUACAUAAAAUGGAUAAUCAUCAAAAGAAAAAAAAACACCACCAUCAUAUGACAGCAACGGAAAUUAUUUCAACGGUUGCUCAUAAUUUCUCUAAAAAGCAUUUUAAACAUAGUACUAAAAAUAAUUUAAUGGAAGAUGAAUAUUUUGUAAAAUCAAUGGCUAAAUUUGUAAGAUACAAUCCAUUUUUAGAUAAAGAAUUUGUAGGUGAAUAUAUUUCACAUAGGAAAAAUAUAAACCUAUUAAAACGUUAUGUAAGAUUGUUUGAUUUUUGUAAUUUAUCUUUAUUAUCUUCUUUAAGAUUAUUUUUACGUUGUUUUAAAUUACCUGGAGAAGCUCAAUUAAUCGAGAGAAUAUUAGAACACUUUAGUUUAUGUUUCUUUUAUUCUAAUCCUAUACAUGGUGAUUUAAGUAACAUAUAUAAAGUAGAGAAUGAUAAGGUUGUUUGUUUAGUAAAUGACGAAGAACUAGCAAAUAAAAAGAGGUACAUAUUAAUAGAUUUUUUAAAUGAAAAUAGUAAUAAAAAUAAUGUUACUCAUGAUGAUAGUGUAUUACAAAAUGGUAAUGAGAGUGACCCGAAAAAAAGUGUUGAUAAGAAUAAUAAUGAAAAUGAUUCGAAUAUAAAUGAAUGUAGUACAAAUGUGAAAAAACACAAUGUUGAUAAUAAUGAAAAUUGUGUGAAUGAUUUACAUAUUGAAGAAAAAAUUAAUUUAAAAAAGAAUGUAAAUAUAAAUGAUUAUAUGCAUAAAAAUGUAUAUUACUUAUCCAAAAAAAUUGAAGGUAUGAGUGAAGAGGAAAUUCAAAAGAAGUAUGUACUUGUUGAAAAUAGUGAUGUUAUUUUUAUAUUGACAUAUUCUAUAAUUAUGUUGAAUACAGAUUUACAUAAUAAUCAAGUUAAGAAUAAAAUGAAAUUAGAAGAGUUUAUUAAAAAUAAUAGAGGAAUAAAUAAUGGAAAAAAUAUUGAUAGAAUAUAUUUAGAAAAUCUAUAUAAUUGUAUUUUAAAUGAAGAAAUCAAAUUAUUUUCAAAUACACAAAACACAUAUACAAAUGAUGAUCAAUAUUGGAAAUUAUUAGAUCAAAAAAAAGAAGAAUAUAAAUAUUAUCAUUCUUUUAAAAAGAAUGAAAUAUAUUUUUAUAAAUAUGAUAUAAACAAAUUGUUAAUAAGAAAUAAUUUCCUACCUAUAUUUUUUGAACUCUUUAAAAGAACUAAUGAUUACAAUUUAAUCGAACACUGUACUUUUAUGUUUAAAAUGGUUAUAAAUAAUUUGGCAUAUUAUCAUGAUUUAGGAAAUAUAAAUAAAAUAGGUUAUAUAUUUAAAUAUAUAAAUUUUUAUUUAACACAAAAAUGUCAAUCUUUAUUAUAUUUAUUUUUCCAUUUUAUAAAAAAAUGUUAUAAUUCAUUUAGAAACUGUUGGUCUAUUUAUAUUAAUAUUAUAUUUAAAUUAAUAACUAUUGAUUUAUUGCCUAUCUUUUUUUAUCCACAUAUAUUUAUAAACAAUACACAAUUUAAUAUUGACAAAGACUUUUUAAGUAGAAAGUCUAAGAAAGGAAAUACCUUAGAGACAUACAAUAUAAAUAAAAGUAUUACAGAAACCUAUCAACAUCCAUUUUUAAUGUUUAAGAAAAAUGUCAAGAAAUUAAAUAAAUCUAAAUGGAUUGAUGAUUUCAGUAGUAUGUUUUUCUCAAGACAUAGUACUAAUGAAAAUAACAAUUUGUCUAUAAUAUUUAAGGAUAGUGGUAAUUAUAAUGAAAAGAUCGAAGAAAUAAAAAAUCAAAUCAAAGAAAAGGAAAAGGAAAAAAAAAAAAAAAAGAAAAAUGAUAAGGUUAAGGAUAAGGUUAAUGGACAAGAGAACGAACAUGAUAACUUAAACAAAAAUAAGAAGAAAAAUAAUGAAGAUAUAAAACAUGACGAUAAAGAAAAUGAAAAGCAUUCAGAAGAACAUCAUAAGGCAGAUCAUAAUGAUAUAGAUGAAGAAGAUUAUGAUGAAGAUGAUGAUGACGAUGAUAUUGAUGAUGACGAUAAUGAUUAUGAUGAUGAUUAUGAAGAUGAUGAAUAUAUUGAUGAUGAUAAUGAUAAUUAUUACAAUCUGAAUGACAAUAAUAAUAAUGAUAAUAAUGAUGAAUUGGAAUAUAUUUAUGUAAAUAUCAAAGCGGAUCCUAAAAAUAUAGAUACUAGUGCAAUAAUUGAUAAUGUUAAUAUAUAUAAAAAAUUAAAAUUAGAUAUAUAUAACUUUUUUACAUUUAAUGAUUUUCACAAUAAUAUGAUUACAAAUUUAAAUAUUAGUAGUUUUAUUUAUUUAAUAAAAAUUUUAAUUAUUAAAUGUUCAAUUAAGAAAGAAAAUGAAAUACAUAAUGUGUCUGCUCAUCAUACAAAUAAAGCGGAAGUACAUCAUCAUUCAUUUUUAAAAUCACCAACAAUGUCACAUAAUCAUAAUAAUAAUUAUUUAACUAAUGAUAAAGCAGGUACUACAUUUAAUGUUAAUGAUUAUAUUAAUGAUACAAAUCCUAUCAUAGUAAAUUCUGAGAGUUCUUUUGAGCAAUUUUAUCAUAGCAAAGAAAAAUUACUAAGUACUCAAAUGUUUUUUCAUAUUAUGUGUUAUAAGAUUAAUUAUACUUAUAUUUUAUAUAAUAUGUUAUGUAAAUUAAAAUUGAAAUCUUAUAGAAGAAUAAAUAGAUUUAUAGAGAAAGGCGAAGUUCAUGAACUGAAUUUAUAUAUGAAACAAAUUCAUGAGGAAAGAAAAUGUAAAAAUAUAAACCAUGAGGAAAGAAAUAAGAAAAAUUAUUUCGAUUUAACCUUAAAUAAUAUAUAUGACACUGAUAAUACAAGUGAUGCUGAAUUGAGCGAUUCUGAUUAUAGUGACAUAUCUAAUGAUUCGUUUUUUGUAAAAAGAAAGGAACGUAUUUUAGUUGAUAUAUAUAUGCAUAGUCAUGAAGGUCGUGGAGAAAAACAUAGAGAUGAAAGAAAUAGAAAUAUUAAUCAUAUUGAUCAUAAUCAUAAUCAUGAUGAUCAUUUUGAUAAUAGUAAAUAUGUUGAUGAAGAUGAUCUUUAUGAUCAUUAUUAUUAUAAUCACCAUGAACAUAAACAUAAAAGGCUACACGAAGAACAAAAUGAAGAAUAUGAUGAAUAUAAAGAAAUGUAUAAAGAAUUUGAUAAAAUUUAUUCGUAUGCUGAUAGUACAGAUGAAGAAAGAGAAGAUGGACAUGAUGAAGAACAUUCUUAUGAACAUGCACAUCAUAAUCAUGAUGAAGAUGAAGAUUCGACAUAUUUAAGUGAUGACAAAGAACAUGCUGAUGUAUUUAAUAGUAUAUAUUAUAGCAAACAUAAAGGAGGUCAUAAUGUAAAAGGAAAUUUCCAUAUAACGAAUGAUGGGAAUUUAAAUAAAAAUUUAAAGAGAAGUAAACAAUAUUUGAUUGAUAAAAUAAAAAUGGAUCUUUAUAUGAAAACAUAUAUUAUGCACAUAAAAAUUAUCGUAUUUACCUUUGAACAUUAUUUUAAUUUAUUAAAUAGUUAUUUAUUAAUAAAUUAUGAUUCUUCUAUUUUUAUUAAUAUAUAUAAUAGCAUUUUUAAAAAUUACAAGAUGAAUAAUGUAAAAGUAAUGACAGAAGAGGAUAUAUCCAAUGAUAAAUCAUAUAACUUAUAUGAUACAAAUUUUGAAGAUAUAAAUAAAAAAAUAAAUUACAAAGAAGAAGAAGAAGAGGAAGAUGAAGAAAAACGUAUAAACAUAAAUGAUAUUGAAAAUAAUUUAUUUACUGUAAAGAUGGAAAAAUCCGAAACGGAAGAAGGUGAUUGGUUGUUCAUAGAACAAUUAAUUAUGAGUAUUAUGAAUUUUUCAUAUCUUUGUUUUAAUAUAUAUAAAGAAAAUAAAGUGCAUAUUAGUAAGAAGUUAUUAAAGAAGAUGAAUAUGAAUGGGGAUACUGUAAGAAGAAUUUGUUUAGAAUUACAAAAGAGAAAUAAAAAGUUCUUUUUCUUAUGUGGAAUAUAUUUAAUAUAUAUAUUACAAUUUUUAAAGAAAAAUAUAUUAUAUCGAUUUAUUGAUAAAAUAAUAUUUGUAUUAGAAAAAAUUUCAAAAAAUGUAUACGUUAAUAGUUGUAUUAUAAAUAUAUACUUAAAUAUGUUGCAAUUAAUAACUCCGAACAAUAUAUUAUAUAAAAAUACAAAUAAUACAAAUAUAUCGUUAAACGAUAAAGAUAUAUAUAUUUAUAUUGAAAAGGCUACAAUAUAUACUGAAAGUAUUAAUAAUAUAAUAAAUAAUAAUAAUGUUUUAUUAAAACUCAACAAUUUUAAUAUUGAAAAUAUAAUAUUAUCACUUUUACCUUAUUUAUUAUAUUUUAAUAACAAGAAAGAAGAAAUUAAUUCACAUAUAGCAUCAAUAAAUUCUGAGUGUUUACAUAUAAUAUCAAAUAUAUAUUAUAAAAGUAUAUACAUGUAUAUGAACAAUAAUAUUAAUCAUAGAGAUAAUGAUAAACAUAUAAAGAUGAAGAAGAAUAAUACAGGGCUUCUUUUGAAUUCUGAAUGUGACAUGGAAAAACAUCAGGGCAUUUCUUAUGAAAAUAUAAUUGAAUUAAAAAAAAUGUAUAUAUUUUUAUUAACAUGUUUUGUUUUGUCUUUAGCAUGUUCCUUUAGCUCGAAAAGAACAAGGAGUGAAGCCUACAUAAAGUUGCAACAAUUUUUAUUUAAUGAGAGUUAUAUAUUUAAAAGAGUAAACAAAAAGGAAGAUAAUAAUAAUAAUAAUAAUAAUAAUAGUAAUAAUAAUAAUAGUAAUAAUAAUAAUAAUAGUAGUAAUAAAAAUUCCAAGGAAGAAAAAUAUGUAUAUAGAAAUGAAAAAUUAAUAGACCUAAUAAGCAAUUUUAUCAUUUUACCAUUAAUUACAUAUAAUUAUUAUUUUCCAUUUAUAUGUAAAAAUAAAUAUAGAGGAAUAUCAAAUGAUGAGGAUGAUGGAAAUAUGAAACACAGUGAUAAUGAAAUAAAGGAUAGCGAACCUUCUAGUGAGAAUUUGUUAACAUUAGAUCAAAAUAAUUAUUGUAAGGAAGCAUUACUAAACUACAAUUUAUUUCAUAAAAAAAAUCAUGUUAGUAAUAUGUCAGAAGAAAUGUGGAAAAAUAAUGAAUAUGAGAAUUGCGGUUGUAUAAUUAAUUAUAAGAAUUUAGAGAAUAUUGAUAAAGAUAAUCUUGUUUUAAAUAAUAUAUUGAAUUAUGCUAAUGAUUAUUAUAUACAUACUAUAUUACAUAAACAAUAUAAUUAUUAUUUUAGUUAUUUAUAUGCAAAAAAAAUGUUAACAUAUGAUAAUGUUUGUUAUAGAAAAAGUAUGAGUAUUAGUUUUGUUAGUCAUAUUAUGCUAUCCUUUUUAUAUUCACUCCUAAAUUGUUCAGAUGAUAUUUAUGAUGAUGAAAAAAAACAAACAAAUAAUUUAUUAAAUAGUGAAUUAAAAAAUAACAAAACAAAGGAAACACAUAAUAAUGAUGAAGAUAAAAUUUUUAAUUUAUAUUCAUUGUUAUGUUUAAAUAAUGAAGCUAUGUACAACAAAAUUGUUACCAAAGGAAAAUGUGAAAGUAAUUGUAUUUAUUACUUUCUAAAACAUUUCUAUCAUUCCUUAUUAACAAUUAAAGAAGAAGCAAACAAAAUAUUAAAUAUAUAUAAAGAGACAUUUAUAGAAAAUAUGAAAAAUAUUAUUUAUGUAUCCUCUUCCUAUGCUUAUUGUCUAAAGGAUCAUCGUAUUAGCUGUUUUUCACACAUAAAAAAUGGCUACUAUUUUUUAAGAGAACAGGAAAAAAAUAUAUAUAUUAAAUUACAUAAUGUACAAAAUAUUCAUGACAAAGAGUAUCCACAGGAAUUAGACAAUGAUGUUGUUAAAAAUAUUAAAAAAUUGCAACUCAAUGUAAGAAUAAGUAUAGUUAUUGUGUAUUAUAUUUUAUAUAUGGAUAAUAAUUCAAAUGAGCAAUUUAAAGCAACCUUUGAAGAGUUAUUAAAUGUUCUACUAACAAAAUAUAGUGAUAAUGAGCAUGUUGAAAAGGAUGAACAAAAAAAGGAAAAUGAAGUAAAGGAGGCUCAAACAAAUGAUGACAAGGAAAAAACUGUUGUAACGAGUAAUAAUGAAAAUAAUACAGGGAAAAAAGUAGAUACUGUAAACCUUACAAAUGAUAAAAAAGAAGAUAACGUAAAAGAUUUAAAUGAAGUUAAAGAAGAUAACGUAAAAGAUUUAAAUGAAGUUAAAGAAGAUAACGUAAAAGAUUUAAAUGAAGAUAAAGAAGAUAACGUAAAAGAUUUAAAUCAGGAUAAAGAAGAUAACGUAAAAGAUUUAAAUCAGGAUAAAGAAGAUAAUAUAAAAGAUUUAACUGAGAAAAAAGUGGAUGAUAAUCUAAAUAUUUCAAAUAAAGACGAAGCACUUGAAAAACCUCAAGCCUUAGAAGAACAGGAAAAACAAGAUGUUUCCCAUUCAUAUGAUGAAAAAGAUGAAAAACAAAACUAA